Messenger RNA from Meira miltonrushii, 615 nucleotides. Its product is annotated as UPF0172-domain-containing protein. The record is from RefSeq and is a predicted model, not a curated record. The transcript is spliced from 2 exons. The coding region runs from base 1 to 615 and encodes 204 amino acids. NCBI's taxonomy places the organism in Eukaryota, Fungi, Basidiomycota, Exobasidiomycetes, Exobasidiales, Brachybasidiaceae. Gene Ontology annotation, cellular component: EMC complex.
AUGUCCAAUUCAGUCAAAGUCAGUCAAACAGCAUACAAUACAAUAUUGUUGCAUUGUGCAAAAUAUCCCGCUUCAGCAACAACGGGAAUCUUGAUCGGUACAAGUGGAAAUGAAGGCACAUUAGUCGUAUCAGCAAUUCCACUUCAACAUCAUUGGAAUCAAUUAAGUCCAAUGGUCGAAGUAGGUUUGAGCUUGAUUCAAGCACAUCUAUCUAGCGAAGCUUCUUCUUCGACGAGGAUCGUAGGAGUGUAUUAUGCGCCAAACGAUGUAAUUUCUUCAACAAAACCAGAACUAAAUCCAUUACCACUCAAAAUUGCUCAAACAAUAUCAACAAAGAUUGGUACAGAUUCCAUCGCCUUGCAGAUAAACAAUGCAAAGUUGUCCAAUAGCAGCAAAACUGACAUGCAUGCUUUAUCGGCUUAUAGUGUCUCCGCAUUCACAGCACAACCCAAACCUAUCUCCGCACAAAAUGCUGUCAAGGUUGGUGAUGGAAACAGCAGUGCUACAACUUUGGCAAAGGCCGAAAUUGCAAAGGGAAAAUGGCAGGAUAUUGUCGACUUUGAUGAUCAUCUAGAGGACACAAGCAGAGAUUGGCUCAAGACUGUCGCAGCAUAG